Messenger RNA from Diorhabda sublineata, 5223 nucleotides. It is a transcript of the gene side, whose product is annotated as hemicentin-2. The record is from RefSeq and is a predicted model, not a curated record. Gene Ontology annotation, molecular function: protein binding. Bases 187 to 2583 code for a protein of 798 amino acids. The transcript has 14 exons. Lineage: Eukaryota; Metazoa; Arthropoda; Insecta; Coleoptera; Chrysomelidae.
GUGAAAUAGUGUUGUAUGCGCCCUGAGUUCGGCACAAAGUGCACAUAUGCGCUGAUAAUGCUCGUUUUUGUUUUUUAAUUUAGCGCCGUCUUUUAAAUGAGAGUCACUGAAAUGCAUUCGAUUCUAUUUCUGUAAGAUAACAUUUGGGCGAGUGGUACAGUGAAAUUCACAUGAUGGGGUAGCAAAAUGCGACGGGGAAUUUGCUAUUUUGAAUGUGACUUGUUGGUGGUGUUCUUUGUGUCUUUGAACGCGGUGCUAUGUUUGGAUACCAAAGAGUUCCAGAAAACUUUACCAGCUCGUCUCGUUUGGGGUGUUCCUGGGAGAGACGCAGAACUACCAUGUGAUAUUACCCCUGCACUUCCCAAUGAUAACGUCACUCUACUUUUUUGGUUCAAGGAUAAUCUUGGAAUACCACUUUACAGCUUGGAUGCUCGAGAUGGUCCACUGGACAAAGCCUCUCAUCUAGCUAUGAGUGAUGAUCUGGGAUCCCGUAGUUAUUUCAUAACCGAAGGAGAGCCUUCGAAAGCUAGGUUAAGGAUACAGAAUGUUAACAUCCAUGAUCAAGGAGUUUUCAGAUGUCGAGUUGACUUUGUUAAUUCACCAACAAGAAAUUUUCAAGUCAAUCUGACUUUAGUAGAUCAGCCGUCGGCUCCUAGAGUGUUUGACGCAGAAGGCCGGGAAAUUAAAGCUGGACAUCCGGCAGGACCUUUUUUAGAAGGACGUGAAUUGUUUUUAUCUUGUCAAGUUACUGGUGGCCGCCCUAAGCCCAGUGUAACUUGGUGGUACAAUGGUACAAUUUUGGACAGCGUGAUAGACUCCAGUAGAGAGUCGUAUACGACUGUUAAUCAACUUGUGAUAGCCUCAACUCCGAGGUACCUGAAGGGAGCUCAUUUUGAAUGUCGAGCUUCCUCUGCUGAGACUGCUGGAUAUAUUUCCAGGGAAGUACCGCUAACAGUAUUUUUGAAACCCAAUAAAGUGAAGAUAGUGAGUCCUAAUGAUUUGCUGUCCAUCAGUAAGUCACAAAACAUAAGAUGCGAAACUUCCGGUUCUUAUCCACCUGCCAAACUAACAUGGCUACUUGAUGGAAGGGCCAUUAGGAACGCUGUUGUUACUGAAGAAGAGACAGAAAGUUUCACUGGAAGCAUUUUGUCGCUUAAUGUGGCAGUAGAAGAUGACAGCAAGGAUCUGGUGUGUCGAGCAGACAAUCCUAGAUUUCCCGGGGGAUACGCCGAGGAUCGGAGACAAAUACAUGUUGCUUAUCCGCCUCGGGUAUUCGUUGAAGGAGCAUCAGGAUUAGAUUCGCCUGUCCGGGAAGGUACUGAGGUCACGUUAUUUUGCAGGUCUUCAGCAAAUCCGCCUGCAGUGGGUUACCGUUGGUAUCACGAUGCUCAUCUUAUACCGUACAAUGAAACCGGUGGAAUUCUUCCUGAUGGUGAUAAAUUAAUUUUGAAAAAUAUUAGAGAGGAGCUGGCAGGACACUAUGCAUGCUCGGCAAUCAACAUAGAAGGAGAAACCUAUAGCGCACCAUACGAACUUGCAGUUCAGUAUGCUCCUCAUUGUAAAAAAGGGCACGAGAUAAUGCGAGUUGGCGCCCUCCCUUUCGAGACACUAGUGGUCCAGUGUCACGUAGACGCCGUCCCAGACGUGGCACGUUUUUCUUGGACCUACAACACCAGCAGGGGCGUCCUUCCUGUUCAAGGAGGUAAAAUGGAAAAUCAGGGCAAUGUGUCGAUAUUACACUUUACACCUGGUUCUCCAGAUGUGGAAUCAUUGGCGUGUUGGGCCACCAAUAGUGUAGGCAGACAGGCGAAACCAUGUCUUUUUAUUAUCGUGCCGGCAGAGCCUCCUGAAUCGCCGAGAAGUUGUCUUGUUAGAAACGCGACACAUGGAGAGGGUCUGGAAGUGUCAUGUAUCGCAGGCAAAGAUGGCGGAUUACACCAAAGUUUUGUCCUGGAAGUUUCUGAUGUUUCCGUGCCCUCCAGUCCUCCAGGUGUUACCACGCUCAGUGAUCAAGGUGAUCUACCACCUCCAAAAUAUCGUGUUCUAGGGGAACGACCGGUUUUCCGCCUCCACAGUCUUCAACCAGGUAAAAACUACCAAGUAACGGUUUAUGCUGAAAAUGCCAAAGGAAAAAGUUAUCCUCCUGUGAUAUUACCAAAUAUUAAAGUAGAAAAUCAACUAUCAUUGGAUCAGUUCAAUGCAGACGAUGCAGAAUCUUCCGAGACCAUCCCAACAGCAGAAACCUCCACAUCAAAUAUGAAUUUAACAGCUCUAAUCGUGGGAUUAGCGUGCGCAGCAGUGCUUCUAAUUGUAAGCAUAGUAUCAGUGUCUGCGGUAUUAGCCUGUAGGAAACCCAAAAACAGAUUAGUGCAACGAAGAAGUAGAAGGAGUAGCAAGCCUCCCGACGACUUCGAUCUUUCCGAAGACGGUUUCGGUGAAGGUUUUCAUAGAAGAAGUGCCCAGUAUAGGGCUAGUAUGUAUGGGGAAUGCGAAGAGAGGAUCUCUAGGAUGAUUGAAGGUCCAGAUUUGAUCCUCUCACCAGUUACAACGUCACAACAAAGCUUAGAAUUAGGAACAUUUUGAAAACGAAUAUUUCCUUAGUUCCAUUGGAUGUGCCAUUACUAGCGAAUUAAUUUUAACAAUUGCAAAUAUUAAUAUUUCUGAACAUAGUAUGUAAAGUCACUUUAAAAACAUUCACAAACUAUGAAAGAUCCUUUGGGCAUUACUCACGUGUUAUAAUUGAUUUCAAAAUGUUAUAUAUUAUUCAAAGUUUUGAGAUAUCAACUUCAGUAUUCAACAGCUGCAAGUAACAAGUAUUUAAAAUGAAAAUAAUUCAAGUGCACUCAUUACAACUCAGUAUUUUCAUGGAUGUCAGUAUAUGUUCUUAAUUUUCCAUAAAAUAUCAAAAGUUCACGAUAUGAAGCUAUUAAGGUAUUUGGUUCUAAUUUUAGAAAUAUUUGUAUCCGUUGAAAGUCCCAUAAUACAAAAUUUGUAAGCCAGCUAUUCCUGGCAAAUUUUAUUGAGUGACAAAUACGAAAAAUCUCUUAUUUUUUGUCCUAUAUGUCUCUUAAGAUAUGCUACAUUCAGCAAAUCUCAUCUUUAACUGGAUAAAAUUAAUAGUUUCCUUCUAAUCUUCAUGCGAGUAUAUUAGCAGACAGCUUAGGCUCGGGCCUUUUACGUGACCCUCAUUAAAAUAACUUGCUAAAUAUUCUUUAAAUUCGCUGCCAUCAAACUGAUUUUAAUUCUUAGAGCUUCAUAAAGCAAUCAUAUAUCAUCUAGCAGAAUCUAGAACAUAGAAUGUGCAUUAAGUCUAUCGUUUCCAUUCGUGUCUCCAAACUAUUGAUACAUUAUGUUAGAGGCAUUUCCUGUUCCAAUUGCCCACUGUUGUAAAUGUUUCAUACAUAUUUCACAUGGGAAAUGCCAGUCUCAAAAUUAUUCAUAAUCUUGGAGUGAACUCUGAGAAGGCAAAAUAAGCUAUUUUCUCAACGCGAGAAAGAGUUUCUCCAUUUACUUUUGCAGUAUAUUUUCCACUAAUAUAACAAAAACAUGAAGUUAUGUAAAUAGCUACGUCGACUUGUUGAUGUUUUAGUUUAUUAUGUUGAUAUCAAGCUAUAAAAUGAAGAAAUUCCACACAAACCUCAAUAAUAUACUAUCCAGUAAAACCACGGAAAAUAGAGCUCGAGUCAUUUUUCAACCUCAUUAAUUUCUUUGGUUACCUCGUUAAUUAGAGGUGAUAGAAAAAAUCUGGUACAACAAAAUACUUAAUCACAGUGUUGAUAUUUAAAACCAAUUUCCGGUUUAAUUUUGAUCCAAUUCCAUCUAUCAUUCAACGUAUUCUUUUAUUCAUAACAACUUUGACAUCGUUAAUGCUAAAAAUAAAACAGAUAUAUUAUCAAGUCUGUAUUAGAUUGGUUAUUAUCAUCUUUUGAGCUGGACACAAAUAAGCGUCCGAAUAAUCUAUGCGUGAACUUCUGCAGUUUGGUAUAAUAUCAAAUACCCAGGUUUCAGCCAAUAAAGUAAUAAAAACUACACAAUUCGUAUUUGGUUUCAGGAAGUUGUUGUCAGUUGUCCACUCAGAGAAUUUAAUUAAGUCCACAAUUCAGAAUGACGUGGUUUCAGUUUAGGAAUCUUUUUCUAAGCUACACAUAUGACAAUGAAGAAAUUGGAAGUAAUAGUUUUAUGCGUAUGAAGGAAAGUUCAAACUUGUAGCAUGCCAUUUACUUGUUAAGUUUUUCUUCAAAUAUUAUUAAUACGAGUAUUUAUUUAUUUAAGUAUUCUGGUCAGUAGACACUUCUAUUUUAACUAUAACGUUCAGGUAUUUAAAGAAAUUGAUUUGUUAAUGUUAAUGUUAAUAUUUUCAUACGACUGCAUUUUGCUGUCAAUAGAUGCGUAUUCCCAAUAUUAUUAUAUCAAUGACUUCAAAGUUGUAGAAUGUAGAAAGAAUAUAGAGGACGUUUCAGAAACGACACUAGGGUUUCAUUGAAUUAUUCUAAUGGAGUAGAAGGUCCAUAAAAAAUCACUUAGACUUGAACGUUUUAGUUAAAAUUGAAGUGUCUACUGAGCCAUGAUCCGUGAAAAAAGAAUAUUCAAAAUAUUUUAAGAAAACUUCAUAUAUGUAUUUGAUAUUUUCAGAUCAAUAAUUCAAGUGUACAUCACUUAAAUAUUGAUUAAGAGUUGAAAAUCAACAUUUUCAAUAAUCUUAACGUAGUAAACUCAAUUUUUGAUAUUUCCUUUGAAAAAUAUUACCCUUGAAUUCAAUGUUUUACACUAGAAAACAGUAUUGGUGAUAUUUUGUACAAGACAUCCUCUUGUAAUAAACAUUCAUAAAUUGUUCUCGAUUUUCAGUCAAACAUCCUUCACCAAUAGAUAUAUAACUAGAUGUGGAAUAAUAAAAAUCACUAGAAACCACUUAAUUAAUUGAUUCCUAGUAUUUGUAUCCUGUAGGAUAUCACUCCAGUACGUCUAAACUAGUGACCUACUAAUAUUUACUAUAAUAUGUGAAGUGAUUUUGAUUAACAAUAAUAUUUCAGUCUCACUAUUAUAUCUGUACUAGUGUAAAUAUAUUUUUAAAAUGAUUUGAUAGUAUGAAUGACAUGUAUUUAUUUUUAUGAUAGAUGCUAAUUGAUGUAUAUAUCUCAUAUUACUACAAUAAGUCAGUUUUAAGAUGUAGAUCUUGUAGUUUUUAUCUCAGGUAAUUUUAUAAUAAAAUAAAUUUUAUGUGAA